Coccidioides immitis RS is the source of this 420-nucleotide messenger RNA. RefSeq lists its product as uncharacterized. The record is from RefSeq and is a predicted model, not a curated record. NCBI's taxonomy places the organism in Eukaryota, Fungi, Ascomycota, Eurotiomycetes, Onygenales, Onygenaceae. The coding region runs from base 1 to 420 and encodes 139 amino acids. The transcript is spliced from 6 exons.
AUGUUUUUCCGGCAUCGAAGAAUUGAAAUAGGCGGGAUGAUAUAUAUGUUUGUGGUAAGGCAACCGAGGGAGGGGAGCCAUACAUGGGCAAGUAGUACAAAAGAAACCAUGUUAAUCGGCGUCAAUAUGUGUAUGCACAGUGUGACCGGACGAAUUCUCGAAUUGCCCAACAAAGAUGGAGGUCUCUUAAGUAUCAGCAUACAUAACCCCACCCUUGUGCAACAUAACGCACUCAACCAUCGCUUGCGGGAGAGAAAAUUGGAUAAGGCAUCUGAAAUUGAAUCAACUUCGGGACGCAGCUAUCCCGGCAGGCCCUUCAUGUUGGGAAUACCGUUCAGGGCACCGCCACCGACUCGAGGUGACAGCCAGAAGGGACUCAGAAUUCAAGUGGUUUGUACUCCGUACUCCGUAGUAGAAUAG